UGUAGUAACAAAACAGCGUUGGAUGGUCGUUAACUCGAGAAUUUGCUGCUACACUGUACUUCUACAUAUUAUAUACAUAAUCAUGUAUGUUUACAUUCAGUAGAUUUUCAAGAAAAAGUUGAUUUCUGGAAAAUUUGUAAGUAUUCAUGUAAUAAUACAUUUAAUUUAAUAUAAAUAUAUUGAAAUAAUAAAAUUUGAACCUAUAGAUUAAGUACCUAGUAAGUAUCAAGCUAUACAGAGUUAUUGCAGUAAAAACAAACCCUAUAUAAUGACCAUUCAAAUUUAUUUUCGUAAUUGGAAUUGUUGUGAUUUGAAUUAGAUAAGUAGAUAUAUUAUUGUUUAAAUCAUCUAAGAUGUUUUAUCAUUAAAACACAAAUAGAAAUGUUAUUUAAAAGGUACCUACUUGAUUAUAACCAUUAUACAUUUAUAACUUAUAUAAGUACUAUUGUACAUUUUUGUGCAAAAUAAAUUUUCAAAAUUGAACAUUUUAAAAAAUGUAUAUAUAGUGAGAUCCUAUACCUUUUAUAUGAUAAAAAUCAGCAUUAUAUUAGAUGUUUUUGUAGAUACCCAUAGCUAACGUGACCAUACGUCCCAUUAUCUCAAAGAAAGCAAAAAUACCAGCUUUGGAAAAAAAAUUAAUAUAGAAAUGCAUUCUAUUGAAAAAGAGAGCACGUGUUUAUUGACCGCAGCACAAAAAAACUAUAGCUGUCGAAACAUGAAACACAAUAAUAACAAACAUUUUACAAAUUGUACAGAUAUAGUGAUUUGUCUAACACGGGUGGCUUACGAGUUAUUGCAAUUUCAAAGUAUAAUUCAAAUCUAGCACAAAUAUUUCAACCAAAAGUGUGUAAUAUCAAAUCAUCUGGGCAAUUAAAUUUUAACAAAAAUGUAUAUCAACACAUGAAAAAUGAUAAGAAUGUUAGUUACUGUGUUUGAUUUGACGGCCGAAUACAUCACCGCUCAUCAAGAAAAAAAAAUAAUGAUAGAAAACCAACUGCCCACCCACUUACUGCACAAGCAAUAUCAGCUCUAUUCUCUAUUUUAUUUUCUAAUUUAAAAUAAAUAAACAUAAUACAACGCAUUAUGUUUAUUAGAUAUGUAUUAAAUCCAAUAUUUAAUUUAUUUUUGAAUAAUUUGUCUCGUUUUACAAUAUUGUGUUUACUGUUCGGAGUUUCGUUCUACGCGAAAAAUAAUAAUAAUUGCCGUGCUUUACUCAUCGCUAAUCGCUAUGUAGGUAUACAGGCGUCCCGCUUUAAGGAAAAAAAAUUAUAAUCUCGUUACCGAUGCUCGUGCUAAAAAACUUUUGUACAAUAAAAAUUAACUAUAUAUAUAUUUAUAGCUGCACGUUUAUAAUAUUACGAUAAAUUAAUAAAUUAAAUAUUUAUCAAUAGCAAAUACACAAGUUUAUAAUUAUUAUUAAUUAUAUCACUAUUUAAAUAUUAUAUAAUAUUUAAUAAUAUUGAACCAGUCAUCGUCUACACUAUUCUUUUUUUUUUAUAAUCUACAGCAGCUAGUGUACAAUAUAUCGCAGUUAAUAAAAUCAACGUAGAAUACCAACAUUUAAUAAAUGCAAUUUUUAAAAAAAACAAAUAUAAAUACUUAAUAUUAUACACAAAUAUAUUAGGUACCAACAUGAAUUAUUAUACUUCCGAUGCCUAAUACUCAUUAUUAAUAUUUAUUGUAAUGAUUUAUAAGUGUUUUAUUAUUAUUAUUUUUUUAGAAAUGUAUUAAUUCAAUUUUUUUUUUCUUUUUGUGAGAUUUUAAGCACGUUCAUAAGGUGAGAAACUCAUUAUAUUUAAUUUAAAAAAUUAUUAUAUAGAUUCUCGACGUUUUAUUAAAAUACACCUGAACUACUAAUAAUAUAAUAUAGGUAGGCUAAAUAUUCAAUAUAAUUUAUUAUUCUUCAUAUUGUAGGUACCAAAUUUUAAAUAUUAUGUGUUUUGUAUGAAGUAGUUACCUACCAUUAAUUCAAAAAUAAAAUAAACAUAUUAUUUAAAAAAUAUUUUAAAAAUUAAUUUCGAUUAAAAUAUCGUGCAAAUGAUGUGAUAUCGUUUUAGAAGUUAUUAUUCGAUUAUCCACUAUUUACUUAUUUUAAUUAUUUAUUUUUCAUUAACAAAAUAUGUUUGUUUAAAUUUUAAUAACAAAAACAGAUUACGAUAAACUGAAAAAACUCGUAUGUAUUUUAUUUUGAGUAUCAUUUUAUUUUAGCUGUUAAAAGUUCUUGACCGAUACCUACCCCUAAGAUCUUCUUUUUUCAGAGUUUGACUUUAGUAGGUACCUAUUUAAUACUAAAUAUAGUUAGAUAUUAUUACUAAAAACAUUGAAAUGUUCCAAAAAUUGUUCAUAUGAAUAAAACGAUUUUCCCAAUUAAAUGUUAUAAAUGAAUUAAUAAAAAUAAACAUUUAUAAUCUUAGUUAUAUUUAUUUAGAUUGAAUUUUAUCAAAUAAGAUGAUAAUGAAUUAAAUAAUCAUUUUUUAAUUAAUUGGUUAAAAUUCUAAAUAAUUUUAAUUUUUAAUUAGGGAUUUAAAGUUUACCAAUUUUUCCAUUUUAUUCGUAAUUUUAGUAAAUUUAACUAUUAUAAUAUUUAACGUAAAAGGUCGGUCCAAUUCAAACUAAGAAAUCCAGUUAUUCUAUGGAGAAAACUAAUAAAAUAAGCAUAAUAUUAUUAUUAUAACACCUAAUGUAAUUCACUAUUUUUAUUCUUUAGUUUUUAAAAUGAAAUGGAGAAAAUACAAUAAAGUCACAAUAAUUGGCAUAAUAUAAUACAUUAUUGAAAUUAAGGUAAUAUAAUUGUUUAGCAUUUUUGUAUUUAUGUUAUUCUUAGGUAUAUAAAAAAGAAUAAUAAUCUAGAGAACAACAAUCGGAAAAUUUUCAAAGGGAACUAUGUAAUAAUAAUAAGUAGAUGCCCACUAGCGUGUUUAAUUUCAUUAAAAUGUCCGAUUAAAUCGUUUAGAGGUGAACAAAAAUAAAAAUUAAUUUGUUUUAUUUAAAAUCGCAAACGCAUCAUUUGGUAAGCAGGUGAAUACCUACUUAUUGUAAAAAAAGUGUAUAGGUAAUUUUUGUAACGUGUAUAUAUUUAUAUUAGCCAAUGGCUUUAUAGGAAAUUGGAAAUACCUAAACGUAUACCUAUAGGUAGUUAAAAGUCUAUGAUUUUAGUUUUUGAUACAGUCACUUAUAAAAUACAAUAUCUACCUAGGUACCUUAAUCAACUAAUACAAUCGAACUCGUCAGUCGAACAUUUUUUUUUUAUUAAAUUUGUCUUAGAUAAUAUGGGGUGAUACUACAGAAUGUACGAUUUUGAUUAGAAAAAUUAAUCUCUUCGAUAUAUUUUUUUUCCCCCGCAAUAUUCGAUUCACCUAUUUCGGAGGUACUCGCGGGUCUGUGGUCCCUCAUAAUAGGUAUUACGCAAUCACCAUUGAAUGCGUGUUCUUAAAGGCACUAUUAUUAUGUACCGAACGGAUGACACUCACCUUUGGGUUGAGCAGAUACUGAUGCUGUUGCGUCCUGAUCCAUCGUGAAAUCAAGCUGUCCCUGACCGAGUGCGCCAACGCGUAAUAAUAGUCCCGGAUAGUGGCCACAUUUCUGUCUUUGACAAGGGUGAAGUGGAGAUGUCGGUUAAAUGUUUUUUUCAUGGCCACGACAUCCUCGACAUCCGAGAUGGACUUAACACUGAUUUGCUUGCGCUUCUCCACCUUGGGUUUGUUGUAUAAAACCAUGGUGCAGAUCUGUUUAAUAUCAGUAAUAAAUACAAAAUGAAUAGGUACUAGGUAAUGAAUUAAACAAAAUAAUUAUAACAAAUAUAUUGUAUGGGCGUAUAGUAAUACGAAUACAAUAAUAGUAUUAAAUACUUACGAUUUAUUAUACACGAUUCGUAAGAAAUAUAUAGUCGUUUUUUUUUAUAGUUUCGAUAAAUCACAGGUAGAUGAUCAAAAACGAUCGUAGUAAUAAGUAAACGUCAACCUCGACAAAGAGCUAAACCAAAGACCAGAACGGCUCUGGGCUGACUGAUGACUGCUGCAAACUAAAAACUGUGAUAACUGCGACCGGUUGUCGUUCGCGGCCUGCAAUGUAGUAGGCGUCUUGGCGGAGGGGGAUUGUAAAAGUUUUGUAGAUAAGAUGAUAUGAUGGUUUGAUACGGUGUUCAUUAAAAUAAUUAAACACUAACCGAUAAUACCUACCCAUAUAGUAUAAUAUUGAUUUUACAUUAAUUAGUUCCUAUUUAAAAUCAACAAUAUGAAUAAUGUCUUUUGAUUAAUCUGUGUUACUGUGUAAUAUUAUAAUAUAAUAACUUAUAACUGUUAUACCCAGUGGCGUAUUCAGAAGGGGGGGAGGUCAGGAGGUUGUAACCCCACCCGAAAUGUCUUCGAAAUAAAAAAAAAAUAAAAUAGAAAUAAGAAUAAAGUGUUAUUACACUUAACAGUUUACAUAAAUAAUACAAAUUAAUAAUAAACAAGUCCAGUCUAGUGUAGUGUGUAUAUUAUAAUAGUAGCUCUAUGGUUAUUGGUUAUCGCUUUCGGUGAUCCAAAAAAACAAAGUAAUUUGCAGGUGUGAAUAAAAGAAGUAUGUCCACAGACUAAUCAUUUUAAACUAAAAAAACUCAAUGGGUCGAUUGCCAUGAUGCAGUUUUAUUAUUUGAAGAACUCCAACCAGCCAUUUUACAUACACUAGAUACAAUUGCACUUUGGACAGAUUCUGAAACUUCUAGUUCUACUAGUCAUUUUCAUACUGCGAUAUAACAGUUAAAAUUUCAAACAGAUUUUUCUAUUUUAGUGAAAAUACUUUCAUAUGUUUUCCACUUAGCCGAUAUCUUCAAAUAAUUAAUCUUGAUUUAAAAACUGCAUUAGAAGCUGCUAAUGUUCAAAAUAAUAUUCAGGAUAUUAGAGAAAAUUUUGAUAUAGAGUUUCAACAAUUAUUUUUAUCCGUAAUAACUGUCUGUGAAAAAUUGGAUAUUACUAUUAGUUUGUCACGUCAAUCUAAAUCAGAUGAUCCAGAAUAUUUUUUUAAGUAUUCAUAACUUUUAUAGAUAAUUGUUUAAACCAAUUAAACGAGAGAUUUAAAUCGCACAGGAUUGUUUUUAAUAGUUUUGAUUGUAUUUACCUAAGAUAGAAAUGAAAAUAUUUGAAGAUAUUAAAGGUAAAUUCAAACAAUUAGUAGAAACACAUCAAGAUAUGAUUGAUGAAUGUAACGAUUCAAAUUUAAAUGAUGAUAUAUUAAAUGGAGAAUUAGAUUUAUGGUACACUAAAUAUUCAAAUGUAACAUCUUCCGAACUCAAGAACAAAAAUACUAUUGAAGUAUACUUCCAAACUAGUCCAAGUGUUAAUUCAGUAAUAUCUAAACUUCUUCAAAUAUUCAUAACACUUCCUGUAUUUACUGCUAUGGGAGAACGAUCGUUUUCAACACACCGUCGUUUAAAAUCACAUUUCAGAAAUUCUUCGGGACAAAUACGUUUAAAUGGCUUAACCUUACUAAAAUAUAUUCAUCGCGAUAUCAAUGUGGAUAUCAAUGAUGUUAUCGAUGAACUUGCUAAAACAUCAAAACAAAAAAUGAAUAUACAUUUAUAAUUUUUAAAAAAGAUAAAUAUUUCAACUUUUAUAUAAUUAGCGAUGUAAAAUAGUAAUAAAAUGUUUAAUGUUUGAUCAAAAUACACAAAAAAUUCGAAAAAAUUUCAUUUGUUACAUUUUUUUCAACCCCUCCCCCACCAAAAAUAAAAAAAAAAAUUCUGGAUACGCCACUGAUUGUACCUAUAGCCUACAUAAAGAAAUCUUCUAUGGUUAUAAUAUUAUAGAUAUUUUAAAAUUGAAGUUAAAUAAUUAUUAAAUAUCAAGGAUAUACGGAAAAUAAGAUUUACACAAAUAUUACAGUCUUCAGAUUAUUGUCGUAUAACUAAUAGCUACAGUAAUGCACUUGAGUGAUCUCUUGGCAGGGACGAUUUCAUUAACACGCGCACACACAUAAAUACCUAGGUAACGAGGGGACUGGACUCACUAACCCCAUAAAUGUAAAACAAAAAUAGAAAAAUGUUAGCAUUAAUAGCAAAACCGUUUUAUAAUAUAAGAUUAUUAUUUGAGUUAUGUCAUUUAAAAAUGUAAAUAUUUAUGUUUAUCUUGGAAACAACGUAUAAUUGAGUUUUUUUAUUUAAAUGAAUGGCGGUUAGCUCUCAAAAUUAAUUUGUAGUGGCUGAAAGAUCGUGCAACGUCGAUUGAGGAUAAUGGAACAUAUUUCAUAGUUAAUAAUAUAUCAGAUGGUGUAUAUUCAAUAAAUUCCCGUUGAUAUGUUUUCAUUUUUAUUCAGAAGAAUAUUUAUUAUAGAUUUUAUGUUUUGUAAACAGUACGUAAUCAAAUUUAUUUUUAAUUAUCACUCUGGAUAAAAUUUCAAGUAUAAUAACAGUUGUAAUUAUUGUUGAUAUUUCUAUUAAAUUUAAUAUGUAUCUACAUUUUACAUAUUAUGAGUACCUACAUGAAAUAUUUACGAAAUAUGUACUAAUUGACAAGUAUUUAAAAUAUGCAUUUACAUCAAAAUAUUUAAAACAAAAAGGUCUUAUUUUAUUUAGAGUGUGAUGAAAUUUGCUUAUUUUUAAUGAGAAAUAAGAAAUUUGCUUUAAAUCAAAUUAUAUAUUUACGUAAAAAUCCGUGCCUUAUUUAUUACUGUAACGAUAAAUCAUAGCAAAAAAUUCUGAUAGGGAUUCAGUAAAUCAUCUAUUAAAAAAAAAAAAACUAGGUUGUUGGAUGCGAUUGAGAAUGAUAUGAAGACAGCUGGUGAAUGCGAGAUGGGAGAUCGGGUCAAGUGGAAGUUUAGAACGAAAAUGACCGAGCCCAAAUAGUUUGAAUGAAGGCAAAGAAGAUGAAGAAGAAAAAGAAGAUGUAUAUACUUCGGUAAACCUUACCUUGAAAAAACAUGAAAGUCAAGGAAAAUUAAAAAUGGAAUUUCGUAGCAACCAUGCGUUAAUGCUUAUCAUAGGUAUUUAUAUUAUAAUAUAUUUAUAUGGUAAUAUAAUAUUAGGUAGUUAAUUUACAAAUGUUGUAUUUGACAUAUUAAAAGCAUAGUUCUUUUUAUUUUGAUACAAGUUAAACUAACUUUUUCUUAUAGGUACUCGUAAUAUGUUUUUAUUAAUUAUUCAUAUUUACUUUUUAAAUACCUACCAACAGUACCUAGGUACUGCGUAAAUAGUAUUUCGGUGUACAUAUAACUUAUAAUAACUGCUAUUUAUUGAGUUCAUCAUAGUUUUAAAAAAAUCAUUAUUGUAUUGAAAUGUAUAAACAAAUAAACAAAACGCGAAAUCGUUUAAAAUACCUACCUAUUAGGUAGUUAUAUUAUAUCUGGUCGUCGGGAAAAUGAUACAAUAGGUAUUGUUCCCAUGAUAAAAUAUUUAAUUGGGUAUUAUGGAUAUACUAUUAUUAUUCAUCAUUAAUUAUUAUUUUGAUCAUUAACUCAGAAAAGUAAAUUGCCGAACAUCUAGCAAUGUUAUAACAGUAUUAUUAAUGAAAAAACCUAGUAAUGAAUGCUAUUAAUAAUUAUAAUUUAAUGAAUUCAUUGAAUUUAAAAACUAAACUUGGACUGCGAUAAAACCCAAACAAACUGAUUAAACAUUAUUAAUAUUAUUUAAAUAAUUGAAUCAAUUAAAUCAUAUUAUUAUCAAAUUAAUGCCUAAAUAUAUUUAACGGUUUAAAUUGUACAUAGAUGAGUACAUUUAAUGAUUACAAGGGCGUAUUUAGGGGAGUAUUCAGUGGAAAAAUCGAAUUUAUUGUGAAAAUAGGAAGACCUUGCUAAAGAAAACAAUUUUUUUCAAAAAUUACUUAGUAUCAUUUAUGAGUAUAAUGUAAAACGAGUGAGAAACUAGGGUGAUCACUCCAAAAUUAGUUUUUAAAUAUUGAAAUAGAAAAUUUUGAUCAAUGUUUAACAAAAAUCUCGUUAAAUAAAUUUAAAUAAGAAAUGUCAAAAAAAAAAUGAGUUUAAUUAAUGUAAUAUUAUUUUGUUUUAAAGAAAUAUUAAUAUCAAAUUUUAACGAAAAUUGUUUGAAUAAAAAGUUUUGUGGAACAAAUCUAGUUACUAGUCCAUGCAAAUUUUUUAAUUUGUUUUGUUUUGUCGAUUUAAGAGCGAUGCUGGAGUCAGAAUUGAGCGGACUGACUUAGUAUCGAAAUUAUAGAUUUUUAAAAUUCUGAUAUUAUGUGUUAGGCAUGUUAAAUAACUCAAUAUUGUCUAUGUAUAGUAUAUCUGUUGUAGUGUAACCUACAUCUGUUGUUAUCAUAGAUAUCACAAGUUCAAACCAGAGUUCCAAAAAUUUUUUUUUCAAAACACGUCAGUAGGUAAUAGGGAAAAAAUAAAUGCAUUUUAAGUGCACUUAGAGACUCAAAUCGUCGCUCGCUCGGACAAUUUUAAUCGAAAAAUACCCUUCGAUUUGUUGUGUGAUGUUUGUGAUAUUUUUUACCAGAAAUCUUGCUCUGAUAUAUCAAGUGUAGGACCUUUACUAAAAGGAAAUUUUUUUUACGUGGUACUCUAGGCUAAUCAUUAUUUAUUUUUCCAAGCGACUUUCAUAAUAAUUGGGAAAACUUGGAUAAAAAUUUGGAAAAACAGAAAAUUUACGAAAAUAUGCUUUUAUAAUUUAAUUAAAAAUAUUCGUAGUGAAUAUUAUAGAUCAAUUAAAAAUAUGAAAUUGUAUCAGAGGAAUAUAUUUUGACUACCUAUGAAACAAAUGUGUAAUUCAUUACAUUAAAUAUAUUAAAUUUAUUUGCUUAUAUUAUGAUAUAAAUAUUGUUAAAAAAGUAAUACUAUUAACUGAGCUCUGUUUAUAAUUGUUUUUCAUUAGAGAUCAUUAAUCUUUGCUUACAGAUAAACAUUAAAUUUCUCUGUAUAUCCUACUUUCCCUACUUCUCAUUAACAAUAGUCGUCCAUCCAUCGUGCAAAAUAUAUCUAUUAUUUAAAUUUUCAAUGACAACCUAAUUAAUAGUUUAAAAUUGGAGUAAAACCAUCACUGUACUUACCUAUAAUAUUAAAAUUUACAAAAAAAUUAAUAUUUUUUUUAUAAAAUUGCAUAAAGAUAAUAUUUUUAUGAUUGAAAAAUUGAAAUUUGAAAUGAAGUUUAAUUACAAUUGUUUAAUUAAUGUAUUCUAUCGAAUACAUACAUGUAUCUAUUUUCUACCUCACGUUUUUGUUUACGUGUUGCUGUAAAUGUGCACGUAUUAAUAAACGUGAUAGAAACUCACCUUUACACUAAAAAAUAUUUUUAUCAACAUUAUAAAUUACGAAUAAUAUAUAUGCCAUAUAUUUUAUUUUAUUCAAUUAUUAUUCUGAACUUUCAUGAGGAUAUUUGAUUUUUUUUACAUUAGGUAUUGUAAAAUCUGUCUAUCCUACUGUCUAAAUUUUUAAACUAUAAGCGUUUUGGUUUGUUUUAAAAACUCCGAUUCAAUAGAUAAUACCGAUAAUUUGUUUUCAUUUUAAUACCUAAUUUUUAAAUUAUCAUAUCGUGUUUCAAUAUUUUAAUAAAAAUUAACCUUUUUAAAUUAUAAUAUUUUUAUUUCAAAAUCCAAAGAUGAUAUAAAAAUGGAAUUUCAAAAUUAUAUAUACAUACCUAACAAAAAAAAUAUUGAUAAAUAUUAUAAUUAGUAUACCUAAUUACAAAAAUUAAAUAAAUAGGUACCUGUAGUUACGUAGGUACAUCAGUUAUCAAAUAGGUACUAAAAUAUAGUUGCCUAUUUAUUAUAGUGAGUCAUCUUGUAUUAUAUUAGAAUACCUAUUAAGUAUUAUUAUAUAAUAAAAUAAUAAAGUAAAAACAAAAAUAUUAAAAUGGAUAAUACUCGUAAAUAAAUAAAGUAAAUAAAUAUAUAAAUAAAAAACGUAUAUAUGAAAAUAAAAUAAAUAAAUGAAUCAAUGUGUUACAAUUUGCUGUAAUACAUUUUAUUUAAUUAAGAAAAAUAUUGCAUUAAUUGUAUUAUUAAUUAAUAUUGCAUUCAGUUUUAGUAGAAUUACACAUACACAAUGAAAUAAAGAAAAAUAAUUUUAAUAAUAUUUUAAAUGUUCAAACCGAUUUUAAAAAUAAUAUCUUAUUUCAAUACAUUUUAGAUAAUAAAUAAUAACCAAAUAGUUUAUAUUUCUUAAUGUAUGUAUGUCUAAUAAUAACUAAUUUUAAAUAAUCUCUCCUAUUAAAAUAAAUUAUUUCUAUGUAAAACGACCAAUUUGUAUAAUUUUUUUCUAUGUAUUCCUCCAUUUAUUUUUUUAGAUUCAGUCGCGUUUUACAUUUUGAUUGUGAUAUACCUGAUGAUGAAAUUUUAAUUCGAAACUGGUCGUAUAAUAUACUUAUCAUAAUACUUCAGGCGACGCAUUGAUUGAUUCAUUUAUUUUAUUUUUAUACAUACAUUUUUUAUUUAUAUAUUUAUUUACUUUAUUUAUUAUUAUAUAAUUACGUUUACGGAAUCGGUGUUUUCGAAUUGCGUGUGGAUUUUAUGGGUAAUAUAGGUCGAGUUUCGAAUGCGGUUUUUUUUUUAAAUUUUAGAUUCUGCGAAAAACUUUUCUCCUAUAAAUACUCUGAUUUUUUGAUUUAAAUUUUAAAAAAAUUUACUUAGGCCAAAUGAUUGAAUUUUUAAGUAAAUAAGAUUUACAUAUUAUUUUUGUGCAUGCUCAUUGCUCACCUCUCAAUAUUAUUAUUUAAAAUUUUACAUCUAUUAAUAAUGUAUAAUUUUUAAAUUUUUUUCAUUGUACAUGAUAUACAUUUUUUUUUUGUCGUUGGUGUUCGAAAUCGAACUUAAUUAUUGCCUGAUCAUCAAAAGUUAUAAAUCGUUGAACUAUAUACAGUUUACUUGUACAAAAAUUAUAAUAACACAGCUAAUCGCACGCAAUUCGACUUUGUCAUUAAAAAACCGCGCACGCAACUUGCUUAUCACUUGUCCACCAACAUCGUUUUUUUUUUGGUACAUAAUUCGGAUGCAGCCUACAAAAUAUUAUACCCAUCAGGAUUUUAAUAUUUGAAUAAUACAUUUUUCUUUAAUAAGAAAAAAAUAAUUUUGUAUAUUAACGAGAUUAUUACAAUUUUAAUAAUAUAAUCUAAACACCAAUGUACAUUUAUAAUAUAAAUACAUUUUGCUGAAAAUAUCAUAUUAGAUAAUCGAUAACAUUUAUGUAGUUUGUAUGCUGUUACAGAUAUUCAAAAAUGGUAAUAUUAUAAUAACAAUACUAAAAUUAGAACUUAUGUGAAAUACGUUGAUAAGUUUAAUAUUUAAAUUUGAUAACCUUUUGUCCUUUUGACAAUCGUUAAUGAAGCAACAAAGAAAAAUAACGAUAGGUAAAUAAAAUCGUAAUACGUAGGUAUAUAUUUAAUAAAAAAAAAAACAGACAUACUUCGCAUAACGGGUGUGUCACUGUUGUAUGUGAGAAGUUUGGAAGGUAGAAUAUAGAGAGAAAUUUAAUUUAUAUCUGUAAGCAACGAUUAAUGAUUGCUAGCGAAAAACGAUUCUGAGUGAAGUUUUGUCAAUAGUAUUACUUUUUAACAAAUGUGCGUUUACAUAAAACCAACAAUUGUUUAAAAAAUAUUAAAAUAUUAAAAACUUAAUAAUAAAAAAAAAUUAAUAAAAACGGUUAUCAAUGACCUUAUUUUUAAUCUUUUAAUCUUUUUAACCUAAAGAACCAGUUUUUUCUCAUCAUCUCGAAUAUAAAUAAGAAUUUAAAAAAAUGUCCAACAUACUCGAGACAAAAUUCAACAAAUAGGUCUCUUGUCAUGUUUUGAUUGAAGCAAGAUUUAUAAAAAAAAUUUCGUACAGAGUACAAAAAAAAAAAAGACAUAAAUAAAAUAAUAAAGUAAAAACAAAAUUAUUAAAAUGAUUAAUACUUAUAAAUAAAUAAAGUAAAUAAAUAUAUAAAUGACAAUUUAAAAAUGAAAUAAAUAAAUGAAUGAAUGCGUCGCCUGGAGUAUUAUGAUAAGUGAAAAUUCAUCAUCAGGUAUAUCACAGUCAAAAUGUAAAACACAAUUGAAUAUAAAAUUUAAAUGAAGGAAUACAUAGAAAAAAAAUUUACAAAUUGGUCUUUUUACAUAGAAUGUAGAAAUAAUAAUAAAAAAAAUUAUUGUAAAUGAAUGUAUUCGACAUUCCUCGCUUCACGCAGAAUCUAAAAGAUGUAUAUAAUAUUUGUGUAGGUAGUUUAAAAUAUUAAGUUAUAAUAUAUUAGGUAUGCAUUAUAAUUACUUAUGUUACCUACUUAUACAAUACAAAUUAAUAGUUACUAGAAAUUACAGUUAAUAUAAUUGUGUUCGUAAGUUUUUACCAGUCACAUGUAUUUAUAUAAAGAGUGUCCCACGAUGAUUUGCCACUUGAAAUAACUUUUGUUCUAUUCAAUAUUAGAUUUUGAGUGGAGUGAAGAAGCUUAUGGUUUUACAAAGAUGUUUUUUUUAUCUGUUUGAAAUUUUUCUACCAGAAGACUUGCUCAGAUUUUUAAAGUUUAACACGUUUUCUGAAAGGAAAUCGAUGUGGGGAGGUCAUUUUUCGAUUUUCUUUUGAGUUUUCUUAUCAAAUGCUAAAAACCGAAUAAAAAAUAAAGAAAAACGGGAAAAUAUAAGAAAUUUAGCUAUUAGUUAAAAUUUAUUACAGCCUUUAUUUCCUGUGAAUAAUAUUAUUAUAAAUUUAAAAAAAUAUGCAUAGUAGAAAUUUUAUAUGUUGUAUAUAUAGGUAAUAGGUAUAUAUGUAUAGAUAAGUAUAGAUAUUAAAAACGAAAUUGUAUUUUUUAUAUAUGUGUUGUAAUUACCUAAUUUAUUACCUAAAUACAUUUGAGUGUUUGUUUAAUUUCUAACUUCUAAUGUAUAUACUCAACUAUGUUAAUAAUGGACGUGUAUAGGCGAAUGUGUAGAUGUGAAUCUGAUGAUAUAAGUUCAAAUUGGGUUACGUACCUAAUAAAAAUAUUGUAUAAAUUGAAAUUAUAUCGGUUAAAUGUACUAACUCUGCUUUAUUUUGUUUGAUUUUCAAUGUACAGGUAUUAAAUUAGUAUUAUUAUUAUUAAACUUUUAUAGUAGGUACCUAUUAAAUAAUUCUUAGAAAUCUACUAUUAAUUUUUUGUUGACCCAUAAACUUUACACGAGUGUAGAUUAAAUAAAACAUUUUAUCUAAUUUUUAGUUAUUUAACCUAAUUUUAUCAGUUUUAUCUUUUUAGUAGGUAAAAAUAUAUAGGUAAUAUAAUAUAGGCCAAAACAUAAUAUAAAUAUUCAAUCCAACACUUCUAUAAAUUAGCUACUUAUAUAAUUUUUGUAUUUUUUCAAACUUUCAAUAUUUAAAUUUUUGGUUGUCAGUCUUUUUUUCGCUGAAAUUUUAUUUCAUUGGUUUCUUUUUGUAGGAUUUUUUUAUGGGAUUUAGUUUCACUGGUUUUUUAUUAUCGAUCAUUUUGUUUAAUUACACCAAGUGGUCAGCUAACAAAUUACCAAUAUUUGUAAUAUAUUAAUUUAGGCUCUCUGAGAAAAUCUAAAAUAACGGCUUUAAGGUAGGUACUAUAUGAAUUUAGAAUCCAGUCUAUUAAAAAAAGAAAAUGGGCUAUCUGUCUUUAUAUUAUGAUAAUACAUACAAGAAAAUUUAAAUUGAGAUUAAUUUGUUAAGGGUUAUUUUUUCGUUAAUUUUCUGAUCAAAAAUUACCCCUCCCCCACCCCCUAUAAAAAACUGAAAUAAUUCAUUGCGGGGGUGGUGGGUGAUGAUAUCUAUGAUAUAGUAGUGUUUGACAUAAAGCAUGGAGUACGUAAAUGUAUAAUAUAUUUUAGCCUCUAUGUAAGUGUUUAACUAAGGUAAAAUAUAUAUUUAGUAAAUAAUAUUGUAUUGAACUCAGACAAUUCACAAACGAUUAUUUUAUUAAAAAUGUGUGUAAUAACUAAUAGUUUAGUGUAUAGUAUAUGGGUAAUGUAACUACUAUAGACGGUUAGAUAAGUUCAUUAUAUUUUGAUACCUACUUAACCUACUAAAUCGAAUCCGUUUUGAUUUAAAUUCAUUCUCAUAUUAAUCAUUUUAUUAUGCAUUUGCUCAUCUGUCUUUUAUAUUUUUAAACAAACGCAUAAAUAGUAAACAUGUGUAUGGUUAUACGUGACAACAGGAAAAUGUUGUUAAUUCUUAAUUUCACUUGAUGUUAUUAGUAUAGGUGUUGUUCAUAAUAUUUUCACUGUUAGUCGAUUGUACGUGGUGUUAUAAUCAAUUCGGUUUUUUUUUUUUUGCAAUAUACUAAUUUCAUUUAUAGUGGAACGAUAUUUUUGCGUUCAUUAAAAAUAUUCUAAAACUAUAUAAUACUAUUCAUAUUCUAUGAGGUUUAAGAUUAGGUACUGUACCGUGAUUAUAUAUAAUUAUCAAUGUGACAAUGUGAAUAAUCAUAUCAAUGCCCCCCACACAAGAUCGAAAACUUAACUUGAACGUGUAAGUUAAUUUUUUUGUGAUUUUAUAAUUUAUCAAUAAUUUUUAUUUAAUUUUUGGAAACAACAUUAAUGUUGUUGUUUAUUUCUACUAUUAUUUAUUUAUCAUUGGCCAGUACCAUAAUAUAUCUAUUAUACUAUACCUAUGUAUGUGUGUAUGUAUGUAUGUAUACAGGUACCAGCUGGUACCCGUAGUCCUAGAUUUAUAAUUAUUGGUAAGACUUGUAUCGACAUAUUUACUGUCUCCUCUAAGAUUUCAUUUUUUUUUCUGUAUUUUCAUUAUCACUGAAAAAAAAAACUGUACAAAAUAAAUUUGUAUUAAAAAUCGUUUCUACAGUUUCCUACAAUUUUUAAAAAACUCGAAUUUUUGUACCAAAUUAUAUAAUGACAUAAAAUUAUUCAAAUUUGUAUUAUUUUAUCGCAAAUGACAUUGCUUAAAAUUAAGCCUUAAAUUUAAAUAUGUUGUGAAGUAUUACAAAAAAAUUUAAUCUGGCGGAAAUAUUAUUAGCUAAAGAUAAAACAAAUAUUCUUGAAAAAAAUGUAUUUUUACCCCUGUUGGUAUUAUAAUUAGGAAUUGUAAAUAAAUCUAAGUUUCUUAUGUGUCAACGUGGUACGCGGAAACUCAUUUUAAGUAGUAGAUCAGAAAGUGUCUUUAAUGACAUGGAUAUAAGAGAGACAAGUUAUUCUAUUAAAAAAUGUAUAUAAUAUGAACAUUUUCAAUCUAAGAGUAUGCCUAAGUAUUUUAUAAUGCUAUUACACGUUUUAAUUAUUUUUGUUUUUAAAUCUACUUGUCUUAAUAUUUUUAUCACAUUACCUUACGUGAUAGUUUUAUUAUUCCACACCCUUUCUCUAGAAAUCGAAGCGGCUAUUACUAAGAAACUAAUGAUCAGAUAUGAAUAUAUGAUACAUUAAGUUUUUUAGAAUAAUAUAUUUUACAAAAUAGCUAUUUGGAAAAUUGUUUAAGUGAUGAAUAAAUAAAGUUAUUAUUUUUUAAAAAAAUUAGUUGAUGGAUAUACAAAUUUAAUUUUUCUCUAAAUAAAUAUCCCCUCAGAAAAAGGAGAAGUAAAUUUUUUUUUUAAAAAAUUGAACGAAAUAACUCUAGAAAAACCCGUCAAUAUGGCAGAAUAUUUGUGUAUAGUAUACACUAUAAAGUUGCUUUAAAAAUAACAUGCGAAUAAAUGACUUUAUAAUAUAAAAAUAUUUUAAACAAUAUAAUGUAUUUAAUUUUAGAUGACAAAUUGUACACGUCACGAAUUAUUUAUUCAUAUGGAAAAACUUAAUCAUAAUUAUUGAAGCUUCAAAGUAAGUGUAUAACUACUUUUGUAUAUAUAUAAUAUAUAGAUGUACAAAUGACAAAUAUACAAAUUAUCUUAAAAGGCCAAAAUAUAACUAUACGAAAAACAUUUAAAGUAUAGAGAGUUGGUUAAAAUUAUAUAAAUAUAUGUAUUCGAUAUUUUAUAGAUGAAAGGGUGCCGGAAAUGUCACGCUAAAUUGAAAGUCGGCGACUCCUUAAUUUAUAUGAAAGGCGUGAACAAGGGCGCUCAGAAAAUAAUGACCGCAGUACCUGAUCAACUUAUGAGGUUAUUCACGUGGAUUGGUUUGAUGUUUGUGUUCGUAUUUUUUUUUGUGAUGGCUACGUACAUGGUGCUUGGGUUUGAAUUGUCCCCGAAGUCAAUGCUCUCGUCUGAUAAAGGCAUCGUUUCGGUACCGUCUACCCUAUAUGCCCAGAAAUCACCAGUGGUCGAGAACGUGACUACCCGAGAAUUCUGUUCAACCUUAUUCAAAAACCUAGACUCGCUGGAACAUACCGGCUACGUGGACACUGACCGCCGAGUGUCCAAACUAUUGAGUCUGGAUAUUAGAGUUAGUGACGUGCAUUUCGUGUUUAUGAAUACCACGCACAUCCCCUGGCUAUCCUCGUGUUCACUGGAAUCUGUCUUAAGAAACAUAGGCAAAAACGGUCGCGUUAACGUUUUCGUUAUUUCCGGUAUUGAAUUUGAACGACCGCUAUACAAUGGCCAACAAAAAAUACAUCCGGUAAGUUCGUUAUAAUUAUGUAGGUAUACAUUAUGUAGGUAAGUUGUCCACAGAAAAAAAGGAAAAAAGAUCGUAAAUUCAAUACAUUCUUCGCUCCAUUUAGAAUCUAAAAUGAUGAUAAUUCAAAGUCAAAAAGGCGAUUUAUCGGUGACAGAUAGACGUACCUUAAAUGAGUACUAGACGGUAGAUUAGUGAACAAGUCUUGUUCAAAUAUAAAUAAUUUGCAAUAAUUAAUUUUACAAUAUUGGAGACAAUUUGAAAAACGGUCACUAAUUUUGAAAUUUUGGUAACUGCUAUAAAUAAGAAAAGAGUACAUUAUAAUAUUUUAAUUUACUUACCUCAGUGGUGGAUUUUAAACAUUUUCCGGGAGUGAUCUUAAAAAGUCAUACGUAUUUAAAUGGUAUAUCAUUCAAUAGAUUCCUCUUUUUUGAUUCAUUUUAUUGAAAUUGUAUCGGUUUCUGGAGGAUUCAGACCCCCUGCAAUCUUCCUCCCUCGUAAAUUCGCUACUGACCUAGCUAUAUUCAGCUUUUUUAUUUAUUGUUUAGUGCAUAGACAUCCCAAGCCUAAUUUAUGUAUUAAAAACGAAAUUAAUAUAAUUAUUGAUUUCAAAGGUGUCGUUGACGUCAAGUUUGGCCGAAUUGACGAUUAAGUAUGGCAGUGACCGACUGAACGUAGUGGACAUCAACCUGGAGGAAUGUUUGGAAUGUACGCCGUACCAAGGAAUGGAUUUGAGCAAACGUCCGUCAAUGGCCAUAUACGUCGUGCAGUUGGUAUUGCUUUGGCAAUUCGGCGGUACUGUACUGAACCCAAGUGUGAUGGCCGUCCAUGGGGAGGUGUACAGGAUGUCCGACACGGCGGUCACGUACAGUGAACGGACGGUGAGCUCACCUGUCGCCUGCCAUGCGUUCAUCUACGACAUGAUUUUGUGUGCCAGGAAAUAUGCUCUUUACAAUGACACGUACGGUCUGAUUACCGCACGGAAAAUGGUGGAAAGUACGGUUGAAUGUAUUUCAGAACGCAUCGUUGACCAUCACGACAAGGAAGUUCGGACAGUGGCCAACGAGGUAGUGUACAACAACAGCGUUAUCGGCAGCCACUGUUAUUACUUGGAUGUUGAUCUCGUGCGGGCCACGUACAACGCCAAUUCGUAUGUGUACAGCUUCUGUCCCGUCGUUAGCCAAAAGACGUUUUCGUAGCCUUAGCGGAGUGGUUCAGACAAAAACACUAUAAAUCGGCGCCGACCAUGAUCUUCUUGGGGCUUUUAGGUAGGUAGGUAUUUAUUAUACAAAGGCAACGCUUAGCAUCAUAUUGCACAUGAAAAUGUGCAUAAAGUUCAAAAACUUGUUCCAUACACUUGCAUAUAGUGAUACAAUAUAAUAUCGACCCACAAAAAGUACUUACAUAUAAUAAUAUUAUAUGUAUAUACCAAUUUAACUUUUAAAAAAAACCGAAUAUUUAUUAUAGAUAGCUACCUGGACUUAAUAAUAUUUAUAUAGGUACCUGCAUGUGUGUAUGCUUGUUGUGGGUACAUUUUCUAUUGUUUAUAUAAUUACUUAUAAUAUAUGUAGAAACUAUAUUUUGUGUAUAUAUAAUACAUAAUAUAUGUAUAUAAAUAAUAUUGCCUAUAAUAUAUUAUGUAUUUUGCUAUAAAUGUUGUUUUAAAUUAAAUUGAAUAUAUCUAUGACAUAAUGAACUGUAUUUUUCCAAGUUUUGUAACAGCUAUGAUAAAAGUACUACCUUUCCAGUGGCGCAAGCAGGGGUAAGGUUCUAGGGUAUAACCACCCCCCCCCUCCCCGACAUUUUUUUCUUCUUUCAAAAUUUGUUUUUUAAGUUUUAGUAAUGAUAAUUUUUGCAGUUAAUUUUAGUAUAUUUAAAAAAAAGUCUGUGAUAAUCAUGGGCUAAGAUAGGUAUAAGUACGUAAUACAGUUAUCUAAAUGUGCAGAUAGAUAACUGUGCUACGUAAAUAAAUAAUAUAAUAGAAAGC
Molecule: messenger RNA, 18377 nt
Organism: Cinara cedri
Lineage: Eukaryota; Metazoa; Arthropoda; Insecta; Hemiptera; Aphididae
Source: the annotation of a GenBank genome assembly